UCCAUUCAAGAUGGCGGCCGCGCGCUGCCCGAGGUGGCCCGGGCUCUGGCUGUGGAGGUAUGUGUCGGCCGGAGGAUUUCCGCUUCAUCCCAGUCACUCGGGGAGGACUUACACGCGGGGCGACGGCCCGUACUCGCGCACCGCCCUCUACGACCUGCUCGGCGUGCCCUCCACGGCCACGCAGGCUCAAAUCAAGGCGGCGUACUACCGGCAGAGCUUCCUGUACCAUCCGGAUCGCAACUCGGGCAGCGCCGAGGCUGCCGAGCGCUUCGCGCGCAUCUCGCAGGCUUACCUGGUCCUGGGUAGCACCACCCUCCGCCGCAAGUACGACCGCGGGCUGCUCAGCGACCAGGACCUGCGCGGGCCCGGCGUCCGGCCUUCUGGUGCCUCCACGGUCGAGGCCAGCCCUCCGCGAGCCGCUCCGGUCACCUCCCGGGCCCCCCGCGGUGGCGAUCCCGCCCGCCCGCGCGACGGUCGCACCAUGUUCAAUUUUGACGCCUUCUACCAGGCUCACUAUGGAGAACAGCUGGAGCGGGAACGGAGACUCCGGGCCCGGAGGGAAGCGCUUCGCAAAAAGCAGGAGGAGAGGGCCAACAAGGGGCUCCGCUGGGACGAAACCCGAGAUGCGACUUUCUUUGUCGUGCUUGUGCUGCUCUUCAUCUUCAUCAGCUUUCAUAUUUAAUGGGGAGAGAAAGAAAGGGAGCCGCCCCAGCCAACGUCAAGAGAAAUAUGUUUGUCCUCUGAACCUCUCAUUUUGCAUUGACUACCUCCGCUCGGGUUCCACCCUUGCACAUCCCAGCCCUAAGGUCCAGCAAAAGAGGUUUCGCCACGCCCAAGGAAUGGAGACACACAACACCCCUCUCCCAGGAUGAAGAUUCUGGAAAAUUAGGGCGUGAAGGGUUUACCCGAUGCCUGCUUCUUUCUGAAAGAAGUUGCCUUCCACAAAGCAUUGCUCUGGUUUCAUGGGAAAACCCCCGAGCAAGAUUUUUGUCUUAUCUGUGCCCCCCCUUCUCCGUUUGUACCGGGAGGGUUCCCCUCUUGUAACCUUGAACCGUGAAAUAUGGCCAGUUGUUGGCUGCCAAAAGCAAACUUCUUUGAGAGUUUGAUGUAUGAACUUUGCCUUUCUGGGUCCUGCAAGCUGCAGGUGAGGAUGUUCUCAGCGGGGGCGGGGGGGUGCUGGAUGUGGAGCGAAGAGAGAGUCCUGAGAUGCCAAAAGUAAAAUGAAAACCACUGGGCUCAACUCCCAGUGCCCCCCUACCAAAAAGAAGUGUGAGUGGAAAGUUUGCUAUUUUUCUAGCCUCUGCCCCACACCAUGCCUGCUUCUUCGGGUGCGACGCGGGAGUGAGAAACCAAGACCCUUUGUAAAAGGAGUGUGUUCCUGUCCAUGUUUAUCUAAUACAUGACCCUGGGGAAGCUUACUGUAUGAACAUAUUGAAAGAGUAAACCAUUUGGUCUCGUGA
Jaculus jaculus (lesser Egyptian jerboa) is the source of this 1460-nucleotide messenger RNA. RefSeq names its product DnaJ heat shock protein family (Hsp40) member C30 (gene Dnajc30). The transcript has a single exon. The record is from RefSeq and is a predicted model, not a curated record. Bases 11 to 682 code for a protein of 223 amino acids. Lineage: Eukaryota; Metazoa; Chordata; Mammalia; Rodentia; Dipodidae.